Messenger RNA from Microtus oregoni (creeping vole), 1321 nucleotides. RefSeq names its product ER membrane protein complex subunit 3 (gene Emc3). Gene Ontology annotation, cellular component: EMC complex; membrane. The record is from RefSeq and is a predicted model, not a curated record. Gene Ontology annotation, biological process: protein folding in endoplasmic reticulum. Lineage: Eukaryota; Metazoa; Chordata; Mammalia; Rodentia; Cricetidae. The transcript is spliced from 8 exons. Bases 148 to 933 code for a protein of 261 amino acids.
CCCGACGGCCCAGCUGGAAACAGUCGGUCGAGAUAGCGAGGCUGUCCCAGAUUCCAUACUAGUCAGUCGGAGGGACGAGUGAAGGCCCGGAGCCGAAGUGUGGGAGAAACCCAGCUCCUCCCAACACAAAGCAAGCUCUCAGCGAAGAUGGCGGGGCCCGAGCUUCUGCUCGACUCCAACAUCCGCCUCUGGGUGGUCCUGCCCAUCGUUAUCAUCACUUUCUUCGUGGGCAUGAUCCGCCACUACGUAUCAAUCCUGCUGCAGAGCGACAAGAAGCUCACCCAAGAACAAGUGUCUGACAGUCAAGUCCUAAUUCGAAGCAGAGUCCUCAGGGAAAAUGGAAAAUACAUCCCCAAACAGUCUUUCUUGACACGAAAAUAUUACUUCAACAACCCAGAGGAUGGAUUUUUCAAAAAAACUAAAAGGAAGGUUGUGCCGCCUUCUCCUAUGACAGAUCCCACCAUGCUCACAGACAUGAUGAAGGGGAAUGUCACGAACGUCCUCCCCAUGAUUCUUAUCGGCGGCUGGAUCAACAUGACCUUCUCAGGCUUUGUCACAACUAAGGUCCCGUUUCCAUUGACACUUCGCUUCAAGCCCAUGCUCCAGCAAGGAAUAGAGCUGCUCACACUAGAUGCGUCCUGGGUAAGUUCUGCAUCCUGGUACUUCCUCAAUGUCUUUGGGCUCCGGAGCAUUUACUCUUUGAUCCUGGGCCAGGAUAAUGCUGCUGACCAGUCACGAAUGAUGCAGGAGCAGAUGACAGGAGCAGCCAUGGCCAUGCCUGCAGACACCAACAAAGCUUUCAAGACAGAGUGGGAAGCUUUGGAGCUGACAGAUCACCAGUGGGCACUCGAUGAUGUGGAAGAAGAGCUCAUGGCCAGAGACCUCCACUUUGAAGGAAUGUUCAAGAAGGAACUGCAGACAUCCAUCUUCUAACCGCGAGCGGGGUCCGCUGUGUUGGGAACUUGCAGUAGCACUUAACCUUGUAACUUCCGUGGAGCUGGAGCCUCUGAGAAUAAAAAAGGAGGGUGCAGGGGCUGGCGGGUGCAUAGCGAGGCUCGUUCUUGUCUGAGCUGGGUUCCCCUUUAUGUUGGAAACUAGAGGAAAGGAGUUCUGGGUGAGUGCUGUCUUAAAGUUUGUAACAUUCUUCAGGUGACUCUAGUAGGGGUGUCAGAGAAAGGGGACUAUCCCAAGCUGCUGAGAAUAUCUCAAAACUUAGCAAAAACUCCAUGUUUGUAAGGAGACUUGUCAGCUAUAGCCAGUGACUAUGUUCAGUCAGCCUGACUUCCAGCCACAGUAAACUUCUGUUUUCUUAGGAUCCAAA